Oncorhynchus gorbuscha (pink salmon) is the source of this 1992-nucleotide messenger RNA. RefSeq names its product trinucleotide repeat-containing gene 18 protein-like. Lineage: Eukaryota; Metazoa; Chordata; Actinopteri; Salmoniformes; Salmonidae. Bases 297 to 1850 code for a protein of 517 amino acids. The record is from RefSeq and is a predicted model, not a curated record. The transcript has 8 exons.
GCUGAUGAAGAGAGAGCAGGAGCGUCCCGACAGCUCUCGGUCGUUGGGACGCGGCGAAGGGGCGGGGCCAGGCGAGGGUGGGGGAGAGGUCCGUCACCCUCCUGUUGGGAUAGCUGUGGCAGUGGCCAGACAGAGCAAUACAGACUCCCAGAGACCUCUACAACUGCACGCAGGGGUUAAAGACGAGGAGCGGGGGGGACGAGCGAGCCCGUCACCGUGGUGACAGACUGGGGUGCCUGGAGCGUGAGCAGGAGAAGUUGCUCAGAGAGAGUAAGGAGCUGGCAGAGUUCACCCAGAUGCACCCCCCCUUGGUGUCCAGCGCCCUGAACUCUAACCUCAUGACCUCCAACCUCAUGGUGACUGGAGGCUCCGCCCGCUGGCCCCACGACCCCUCCCCCCUGACCUCUCACUCCUGGAUGCCCCGCCAAGGAGCACCGCCCAUCUGGCUGUCGGGAUCCCCCUACGGUUUAGGCCCCUCUCCGCUGCACCAGGCCCUCCCUCCCUACCAGCUGGCCAGAGACCCCCAGUCAGGACAGCUGAUGGUUAUAGCCACAGAACACAUCCCACGCUACGGAGGAGAUGUGUUGGAUGGGGGUGGCGCCCCCCAGUGGCCAGGGGUGUACGGAGCAGGCAGUUCUCUGCAACAUGCCGCUCAGCUGCAGAUGUUGUCACAGCAACAGAUGCUGAGGCAACAUGAGCUGGUGAUGAUUCAACAACAUGCUGCUCAGGUCCUGGAGCUGCAGAGGAACGCUCAACUGAUGGAGCGUCUGAAGGCCAGUGAACAGAGGGCAGAGCUAGAAGAGAAGACCAAUAAGAGGUGUUCCGAGCCCAAACCCCGCCCCUCGCCACGCCCCCACUGCCCACUCUCCAACACCCGGAGGUCCAGAGAGAGAGGUCUCACCCUUCCUCUCCCUUCCUCGCCCUCCCGCCCCACACUCUGCCUCCCCCUGAGACCCAAACAGGACACUGACGAGGGAGAGGAGGAGGGGGAGAGAGGGGGAGAAACAGACCACCGCCCCUAUCACCGAAUCUACACAGAUAUCACCCCUGGUUACCGUUACCAGUCCAUCACCCCGCCGUUCAGCGCCCUAUUCCCCCCCCGCCCCCUCCCCCAUCCAGCAGGGGGUAACAAACACCCCUCGGUCUCCUCCCUGCCACCACUCCUCCGGGCCACAGCUCCAGACACGAAGCCUCGGGGCCUGGAACUCCGGCCAGACCAGGGGACCACGCUGAAGCAUGACCCCGACCAGGAGCCACCCCAGCUGGGCAUGAGUCCUGCUGCCCUGGACCCUCAGCUCAGGACCUCCAGCCCUCCAACCCUCAGCCAAAUAGAGAGAGACGAAGGGUCAAGCCUCAAACACACACAUCUCACACACACACACACACAAUUACACACACAUCCCAGCCUUACACACCCACAUAAAUACACCAGCCUCCCCUCAGCCCCCCAGCCCUGUCCUUCUCUACCAUCCACACAGCCACAUGAACACACCAGCCUCCCCACAGGCCCCCAGCCCUGUCCUCCCCCCACACAGCCACAUAAACACACCAGCCUCCCCACAGGCCCCCAGCCCUGUCCUCCCCCCACACAGCCACAUAAACACACCAGCCUCCCCACAGGCCCCCAGCCCUGUCCUCCCCCCACACAGCCACAAGAACAACAGACCGAGGAGGAAGAGGAGGAAGCAGGAACGGUCAAGAUGGAGGUGUUGACCCACGGCUGCCGAGGAGCCUAUCAGCUUCCACCGUCCGUCCCGAAGGUGGAGACUAAACCAGAGGUCGCAGAGAAGUCGAGUCCCGUCCAUUACCCAUCAUGCACCACGGCAAGCUCCAGAGCGACCGGCCUUUAGACCCAGCCCCGACACACACGCAUCCUCUCCUCCCCCUCUCUCUCCCUGUCCUCCCUCUCCCUCCCCUCUAAACAUCGUCCCUGAUGACCCCAUGGCUGGUCUGAUGACGCUGUUGGCUGCCAGUCAGAUGCCCCAGGCUGCC